GGUAUCUUACAGUCACACUCUGGCCGCCGGAGAGUGUGGUAGUGUGUGUGUCCUAUUGCAUAAGUACAUAGGCUAUUCGCCAUUGUGAACUCGUAGAAAUUUUUCUACGCAUAGGGACUUUUCCCUAUUGCGGACUAACUUGUUGCUUUGUGUGUGACUUGAAGGGAAACUGUUGUUCGUCACAAUAUGACUAAAAUGUUAGCUGGAAGUAUUGUAAUUAUGAACUGGAGUCUUUCACUUUCCGUAGUGGAUGGUACUUACAUUUUGACUGAUAUUUAAUGGUGAUUUGUGGCAGUGGCAUAAUUCUAGACGUGAGGUGAGGACACAGACAUUUAUAAUCUAAUUUCGAAGAUGGUGACUCUUAGCGUGGCAGUGGUAGUGCUGGUGAUCGUUGGAGUGGACAAUUCUCAAUCAUUAGAACAGGUGGGCACGUCUUCGACACCUUUACCGCCAGCAGGCGAGUCUUCAACAGACUCUGCACUCCCCACCACAGACUCCUACUACCCCACCCCGACUGAAAUCCACAUAAGCAGUGAAAACGUGACACAAGAGCUGAUAAACAUGCCUGCUGCUCUAGAUAAAGUUACCCCUGAAGGAGACGUCAGUACAAGUUCUCCACGAAGGAAUGGCAACACAAGCACUACACAAAUGGUGACUAUGGGGACCGUAGCAGCAUUGACAGAAGCUGGAGCCCUGACUUCGGGCAACAAGACGAUGAUACAGCAGCGUGCGGACCAGCUGGUCCAGUGCCACUGUGGUUCCCAGGAAGUUCUGAUGAAAGGAAAGUGCCAACCAUUCCCGAAUGUUAUCUUAAUUGACACACAAUUAGACAAUGUUCGCUUCGUAAAGAAAUCAGUUACCGAGCUGAAUGUUAUUGUGCAAGAUCUAGACUGCAAUAUGAAGGACGACCAUAGAGAAAUGAUGUUUACAGAAGGGCAGUUUUACCUUCGAACUCGCGGAGACAUUGUGCUCUCAGACACUGCUGGUUAUCUGAGUGGUUUGCGCAUCAACAACUAUUGUGUCAGCCAUUCUUUGGACGAGAAGGGGAAUCUCGCAUCGAUACUAAAGGCGUGUGUCCCCCCUCCCUCUAUACCGCGUUGCUGCCCCGUUGGUGAAGCUCUCAGUGAUGGUGUGUGUAGCGUAACACCAUCUCCACCUCUACUGUUGCCUCCACUGUCUGCUGGGCCCUUCAAGGACAGCGUCCAGUGGCCAGUUAUCAGAAACCACUACAACCCACUCAACUGCACCGAGGAUCCUAUGAAAACAUUGUUACUGGGCUCUGAAGUAUCCCACCUAGUGGCCCUCCCAACAGGUGUCAUACACACCUGGGUGUUAUCUGAGGACACAGCCGAACGAAAAUACACAUUUCCUCCUGAAUUUUGUGUAGAUGGACGGGAGAAUCUGGAUGGAUCUCUUACAUACACAGCCAACUUGUGUUACAGUAACCCGGAAGAACGUCACCACAGAAUUUGUGAUGGUAACAUUUGUGUCCGCAAGUGUUGUAAUUAUGGACAAAUAAUGGACACUUCCCUCCACAGAUGUGUACAUUAUAAUAAUACAACUUUUACACCGCCCAUCAACAUCACGCAACCAUACAAGACAGUGUUUGGAUUCCCACUUUGUGUACCUCAAACUCAAGUGACUAAUUUUACUCUGGACGAAACGGGACAUCUUAUUUAUCCAGGAAGAAUUUUACCCUCUACUGACUACUGCAUUGAUACAUUCCACGAUGGCAAGGGGAAGAUAGAAGACAGUGGUUUAGCAUGUCUGAGUGUGCUUUCAGAGUGGGACAAAAUUCGUGUGACAUUGUUACCCGCGUGUCAUAUCAUCUCGUUGGUUUUCCUGUGUCUGACAGUUUUAUGUUACAUCAAGGUGCCAGAACUUCUUAAUAAUGGUGGAUGGUACCAGCUCUGGCAUGUUCUCUCCCUUAUGGUAGCAUAUGCUUGUACCCUAUGCCAAAGGAUCUUCAAUAGGCACUUGAAUGAUUUGACUUGUGUCAUAUUAGCACUCGUCAUGCAGCUUGGAUAUCUUGCUGCAUUCUUCUGGCUUAGUGUUCUCUGCUUCGAAGUCUGGAGAAAAGUUAAGAGCCUGAGCAAAUAUCUACCUUCAACUGCUAUGCCAGUUUGGGUCUAUCCACUCUUUGCCUUUGGAGGACCAUUCAUGAUUGGAAUUAUUACAGCCUGUAUGCAGUACCUAGCACCAGAUAAUGUACCAGGAAUUUUAAAGCCCUACAUUGGUGAAGCAAAAUGCUGGUUCAGAGGUGAAUUGGAACUGUUUUUGUACUUCUAUGGCCCCAUAACAGUUCUGUUUGCCUGUAAUAUUGGGUUCAUUGGACAUACAUAUUGGAACUUCAGGAAAUUUGAUAAUAAUACAGCAGUUUUGAGGAACUUUACCAAUGAUAAACCUGUUGGUGAUGCUAAGACUACAGCAAGACCUUCCUUAGAACACACACACCGUAGACGAAAUUACAUUUCUGAUUUCAAGCAGCAGUUCUCUCUCCUGGUGCUCAUGUCAACAUGUUGGGUUGCUGAGAUUCUGUCCUGGAAAAUUCCUCCACCUGAAAUGUGGGCUGUCACCGAUAUCAUGAAUACACUGCAAGGCUUCUUCAUAUUUCUCAUCUUUUUGGCAAACGCAAGCAAGCGCAAACACCUCAAGAAUAAGUAUCCAGGAUUGUUUGUGGUAGUAAAGCAUUUCAAACUGAUAUUCCAGAAAACAAAAUCAUUCAUAUGUGGAAAUGAUGAUAGUGAUGUGGUUCUUUGUCAUGUCAGUGGAAUAACAUCGCAAGUCAGUAGAAAAAUAUCAGGUUCAUCCAUUGUUUCAAAUAUUUCAACUCUGACUUCCUCGUUGAAUAUGAGUUCAGACUCAUCAUUCCAUGUAACCUCAUCUGCUAAGUCUAACAGAAAAAGACCUCCAUCAGUUAGUGAAACAGAAAAUGGUAUUGUUGUUAUUUCUCACUCAUCUUUAUGCUUUACACCUAGCAGUGAAAGUGAUACAUCUCUGUGAUGUGCUGAAGGUGCCAGAGAGGCUUUGCAACAGAGUAUGAUCAAAAUCUAAUGAAUGUAAAUUUAUACUUUGUGGGUUUUCUGCUUAUUUAUUUUUAAAAUACUAUACUGUACUAUAAUUGCUGUAUGAUGCUUAUGGGUUUAGAGCUUAGUUGUGAUUACAUUAAACUGAAUUGUAAGAAAACUAAAGCAAUAUUUCCCAUAAAUGAUGUAAAUCCAAUUAAUCCAUUCCAGACACCCAAAAAUAUUAACAAAAAGUACGUAGUAUAGAGAAUAACUAUAGUUUUACAUACAUAAAAUAAUGAGAAAUAUAAAUGACUAAUGAAAUGGAUAAAUGAAUAUUUAACAUCACUUUUACCUUUAUUGAAGACUCUUGUUGGCCUAUGGAAGACAGCGAGGAGGGAAGAGGGAGGAGAAGUUAUCUCUAGCACCAUUACUACAACCCUCUAGCACUAGAUAAACCUAUCUUUAAGGUAAAAAUUUUUUUUUUUGUUUGUUGAUACUUCUUGGUGUCUGGAACAAAUUACUGUAAUUGGAUUUACAUUAUUUCUUAUGGGGAAAAUGGUUUCGCAAAUCGUCAAUUUCAAUAUUAGUCACACUCUCUGGGAUGGAUUAAUUAUGAAAAACGAGGGUGCAAGGUGAAUAGUAAGGUAGGUAGGUAUCAAAGUGUGGUAGGUAUGUAACCCCCAUCUGGCUACCCCACCCACACAUUAUAUACUAGGCAUUUAAAGUGCCCUUAAAAUAUUUGUAGUCUUAAUGUAGAGUGAGAGGUGAGUAAGCAAGAUGAGUACAUGAGAGUGUAGAAGGUUUGCUGAGCUUUGUAAACAAACCAGUUGUUUUUGUUGUUGUUAGUAGUCCGGACACGAAUGGUUUGUGUUCACUCCGUCAAGCCGACUGGAAAAACAUCUCAUAUUUAUGUUAAUUUAUAUGUUACGUAGCGUGUUUAUUAUAUAACUUUGAAAAAAUAUCAUAGAUGGAUUAAGCAAAAUGUCUAUAUUAACAUUUUAUAUGACACAUAAUGUGCCUCAGAAUGAUUAUUAUUAUUAUUCAUUAUUAAUAUGGCAUCUUCAAGACUAACAACACACUCUUAGUGAUUUUAAUGUGUUCCUGCAUGCCAGCACAGGCACAAGUUGUGGAGUUUAAAGCAGUUAAGUUCAGUGACAAAGUGUAACAUUUAAGAGUAGCAUUAAGUGUAGCAAUUAAGCGAUAGAAAAAGGACGAAACAAAAUAAACUCUUGACAGCAUAAGCUGCUCUGCCUGUUUUCUGCAAGAUAUGUAAAUGGUGUAUGUAUGCCAGUUCAUUUGUACAUUAUGGUUUUCUUAUGAAAUAUGUGAUCUAAUGCUGUUUGCCUCACAAACUCCAUUUUCUUGUAUACUAACACGUCUGAAGGAGGAACCACUGUCCUCCCCCGCCACCAUAUACGUAAUGACAUACAUGUUUUAUUCGUUCUGGAAUAUAUAUCAGGUUUUUGUUAUUUAUGUUGUUUAUGUCAGAUGAAUUGUGAUAGAUAAAUAAGCCGUAGAGUUGAUAAUAGCAUCAUAUUAAAGCAGUGGCAUCGCUAGGGUUGGUGUCACCCCCAUGAAAUCCAAGGGCAGGGGGAUGGGGGGAGUCAACCCCGGUUACUUCACUACUGCAUGACCAGUAACUGAUGUUUAGCAAUGAGAACGUUUAAGGGCUAUAAACCGAACAGGAGAAUACUUCUCAACUUGAUUAAUGAUUAAAUAAAUAAUAGUAGUAAUAUUAAGGAAACAUAAACUCAAAUACCACUUUGAGUACAGUUAACAGAUCCUACAUUUAUUCAUCUUCAACAAUGCAAAAAAAAAAAAAAAAAAACUUGAAAAAUAAAGAAAAACAUUGCAAUAUCAGAGAAACACUAGUUCCGAUUUGACCUUGAGUACAGGUAACAUCUCGGUGAAUCUGAUUUUACAUUUCCUUGCCUUCAAAUCUGCAAAAUCUUCUAUCACAUCAUAAUUAUUGAUUUUUCCCUAUACAUGUAUAGGCCUGUAGAAACGUAAGAUUUUUAUCUUUUGUUGGUGCAGCACAGUUUUGGGCAUUAGUGUCACCUUUAGAGGCUCUAUGGUGUCAUCCAGGGCGGCCCCUCCCCCUUACAAUGCCACUGUAUUGAAGUACUGUUUUGUCAUGCCUCCUGACAGCAGGAACGGAUUAAUUGGAUUUACAUUAUUUAUGGGAAAUAUUGCUUCAACUUUAGGCCUAGCUACUGGAAUGGGUUACGGCCGAAACUCAGGGUUCCACUGUACGAGCAUAUUGAGUUACGAGCUAGGUCACGGUACGAAUUAAACUCGUAAGUCAAAGUACCACUGUACGUGCAUUCUCAUAUCUUAAAAUUUCAUGAGCACAUCAGUCAGAAUCAGAAACCUCUCAUGUAUUAGCUAUAUAAAACAAAUUUACAUUUGUUGGAUAUGACUGGAUACUCUAUAACCACAUCAGGCCCAAUGCAGCUUUAUUAAAGUUCAUACAUUACUUAAUACUACUACAUUGUAGUAUAAAUGCCUACCCAAAACAAUAUUGCCUUACACCCAAUUGUAGUAUUCUCAUAAUGUAAACUACUUUCAACAACUCAGUGUUAUAUUCCCAUAAUAUAAUUUAAAUAUUUACUAUUGAUAUACAAAACCUACAAAAUACUUUCAACUUGUCCCAGUGUAAUAUUCCCAGAUUGUAAUUUGAGUAAACUCAUUGUCUACUAUAACUAAAAACAGACGUACAACUUAAAACUAUGAUCAAUUUCUCUAGUAUUAAGUAGUUUUUAAGCCAUUAAAUUUAGUCUGCCCAUAAUGCCAAGACAUAAUAGUGGCUCUUUGCACUGCAACUCAUUAUUGUAAUUUCAUAAUCGCAGUAUAAUCUUGCAAGGAAAUAAAAAUUUGUAUUUGUAUUGUUUUUCUUGUUGAACUGUUAAUUUGCUGUAUAUUUAUCUUACCUGUUGACUCUCAGAACACCUGAAGGGUGUUCAGAGAGUCAACAUCCCUAUAGCCAGGUCUUGCAGUGGAUCAGGCCUGAUCAACCAGGCUGUUAUUGCUGGCGAUAUAUCUAAACCAAUUUACGAACCACAGCCUGCUUGGUCAGGUACCGACUUAAGGUGCCUGUCCAGCUCCCACUUGAAGACAGCUAGGAGUCUGUUAGUAAUCCCCCUUAUGUAUGCUGGGAGGCAAGUUGUGUAUACUCCAAGUUGCGAAGUUGCCGAUUUCUUGUUUAUGAAUUUCUGUACAGAAUUAAGCUUUAACAGUGAUUUGUUUUAGCAUAAUUACAGUAUUAUGUUCAUGGGAGGAGUGCAAAACCAGUGGGUCACAUAGCACUUGGGGUAAUAGGAGGCAUUUGGGAUCAAUCCAAGGAAGGGAAAGACAGAUCCAAUUCCAUGGAUGAAGAGUCCUUCACUGGCAUCGAGGAACCUCCCAUGAGGGGUGUUUAGUACAAAUCAUAAAUCUAGUCAUAUAAAUCUGUAGAAGGGUAGGGAUCAUCCUACUAAAAGAUGGAGGUGGUAAGAAGUUUUCUGUGUAAGGGGCUUGGACAUACAGCAGGCAUGUGUGUGUUUUAGAUAGUAAAUGGAGAUGAAUGGUUUUUGGGACCUGAUGAGCUGUUGGAGUGUGAGCAUGGUAGUAUUUUAUGAAGGGAUUCAGGGGAAACCAGUUAGCUGGAUUAGUCCUGGAAGUGAAAAGUACAAUAUCUGCACUCGAAAGGAGGGGUUUGGGAUAUUGGUGGUUUGGAGUGACAUCUAAACUGUCAUAUCUGGUUACUUCUGCAAAGACAGUGGUUGUGUGAAUGAUGAUUUUUUUUUUUUUUUUUUUUUUGGGGGGGGGGGGUCACCCUGCCUUAGUGGGAGAUUGCUGACAGGUUGAAAAAAUAAAUUACUACUAUCUCUUCAAAUUUCCGCUGCCGAUUCUUUUGAUCAAUUGCGACUUCUUCCUAUUCUCCGCACACUGUAUGAUUCCCCCUAUGGGUUUAGCACCCGUAAAUGUAAUACUGGCAGUACUGGAAUACAAAAUUAUAAUUUUAGAAUUUAAGACAGCUGAAGCAUAAUUCAGUACCCACAAUGUUUAUAUACCAUGCACUCUGCAUUGUGGUCAUUGCUAAAAUGUAGUAGAUGUAAAAAGUGUACAGUUUUAAUAUACAGUACAAUAUUCUAUCUGAAGUUAAAAGUGUUGUAUAAUUUCGUUUUUCUUGAUACCGUGCCCUUUUUGUAAAUGGUCCAAGUCAGACCGAAACGUCGUCGUAAGCUUCUCUUAUGUGCUGGUUAUUUGUGUAUCGUUCCAGUCACGGUAUUGUGCUUUUUUUUUUUUUUUUUUUUUUGGCUACAGCCAAUUUGAUUUUGGUAUCACUUUCUACAAAAGAAAUCUUACACAAUUGUUAGUGCUGUACAUCACUUUAAUGUCUUAAUUUGCAAGGGGCAUGAAAGGUGUGUAUUUCUGCACUGUGUGGGUAUUAGAUAUCCUAUUGGUUUUGACAGGAAGAAUCUUAUGUUCACCAAAACACGGGUCAGUAUGUUUUACAUAGUUUCUAAAGAAAUCUUUACUAGCCUUGAUUAAUUAAACAUUUGAAAAUGUACAAUGUAGUCAUUAGUGUUGUUAGUAAUUAAAAGUGUACUGAUAGUUAAAAAAUACUAACAAAUGGUUAGAAGGACACUAAACACAGGGUACAAUGUUUCACCCACAGCAGCAUUUAGUACAAUACAUACAGUAUAGUUUUUGUAGAGGCUUCUGCAAACUGGUAAGAUAUAUUAUUAGCCCCUGACCCCCAAAAGGAAUUCUUAGAUGAUUUUCCCCAUUUGUCAUUUGUUUACAUCCUCCUGUGUACUUGCACUUUUGCAUUCCCUUUGCUUACCAGUGACUCGGACCUCGAGCUCCAUUUAAGUGGACCCAUUUUGUUCAAGGGUCGCCUUUACACUAGUUUGCUAUUUUUUUUUCUUUUUAGUGCUUUUGGAUUAUUAUUAUAAUCAAGGGGGAAGCGCUAAACCCGGAGGAUAAGUGCUUUUGGAGAAUUUAUAAAGUACUGUAAUUCUUGUAAAUUCUUAUUUCAAGACAUUUGUUAAAAGGUGUGCAAGCAUUCUUCAGUACUGUGCCAGAAUGAUGCAUUUCAUUAUUUGGUAUAAUGUUGAAAGUAAUUUUUAAUAGAUUUUUUCAUGCAAUUCUAAAACUACCAGUAGUAAUGUUUACUGAGGCAGUAAAUAUGAGCAUAUUAUAAUCUGCAAGUUGAGUUGGACUGCCAACCCAGUAGGUGUACGGUGAGAACAGAUACGUCUGCACUGUCACAUUACUUUGUACAUAGACUACUAUGAGGCUUUUAGAAGUCUCCACAGUCUUCUCCCCCCCCCAUGACUUUCCAUGUUUAUCACAUGCCCUGCAGUACUGUAUGACCCUCAUGGGUUCUUAUAACCUUCGAGUCAGUAAAUUGACAAGGUCUUUGGAGCAAUAAUUUAACCUUAAUUUGUAGGAGGCUCUGAGUCUUCAUUUCAGGCCCUGCUUGUAUAAUAUCCAGGAUCUUGAGAUAAAAAUUUUGUAAAUAGUUCUACAUUGUGCAGUUGUAAAGUACAGGGAAAGGCCUUAAUAGUGUAUACUAAGUUUUCAGUGCUGUUACAAAGAUGCAGUUCAUAGGAUGAUCAUUGUAAGUUAUGUUGGUACUUUCAUUUUGUAAUUGUGAUUAUAAUUGUAAUAAAACUGACUGACA
Molecule: messenger RNA, 8679 nt
Organism: Cherax quadricarinatus
Lineage: Eukaryota; Metazoa; Arthropoda; Malacostraca; Decapoda; Parastacidae
Product: probable G-protein coupled receptor Mth-like 1
Biological process (GO): cell surface receptor signaling pathway; G protein-coupled receptor signaling pathway
Cellular component (GO): membrane
Molecular function (GO): G protein-coupled receptor activity
Source: RefSeq, a predicted model, not a curated record